Molecule: messenger RNA, 426 nt
Organism: Angiostrongylus costaricensis
Lineage: Eukaryota; Metazoa; Nematoda; Chromadorea; Rhabditida; Metastrongylidae
Source: the annotation of a GenBank genome assembly
AUGGAGUGCGCAGCACUUUGCAUGCUCGCUGCCACUGUUGGCUUUGUGCCAUCGUCAGAUACACAUCGGUGUUCGUAUUGUGUUGAAGCACGGUCGACGUACUCGGAUUGUUUCGACGACGUCAUCGAGUGCGCAUAUCGGGAUCCAAGCUCCUUAAUUUUCUGCCUUAACGUCUACGAACAUGCCACGUAUAUGUUAAUCCACGAAUUACCGUCCAACAUGUUCAGGUCUUCCAUGGUGCACUACUCGGCACGAUGCUUAUCGUACGAAAAAUUUUAUGUACCUGACGAUACCAUCAAGAAGAUAGGAGCGAAUGGAAUGUGCAAAUUUGCGGAUGUACAAUCAUGUGAAUGCGAUGUCUGUAAAACUCAUACGACAGCUACAGUUUCAACGACGACGGUCCUGUACGUUUUAAAUAAAAUGUGA